Molecule: messenger RNA, 2420 nt
Organism: Varroa destructor (honeybee mite)
Lineage: Eukaryota; Metazoa; Arthropoda; Arachnida; Mesostigmata; Varroidae
Source: RefSeq, a predicted model, not a curated record
CACGCCCAGGCAGACAUAUAAACAACGUCUGACAACAAAGGGUGCUUAAAGAUGUCUUUUAUAAGUUUUACAUAUAAUUUUGGACGAAAGUUUGCUUCAUUAACGGUCUUAAAAAAUUACUAAUUUCAUAUAGAAUGUAUUGAUUUUGGCAUAAAACUGAUUUUCAGUAGAAGAUAAUGUCAUUGACAUAUGCUCUCACACGAACAUAAUUCAUAUAAUAUGUAUGGUGAUGUUAUUACGGGGUGAUGACGCAGUUUAAUAAACCUAGGAGUAAUUUCGUGAAGUGUUUCAGAUUCGAACCCAGGCAUUGACAUACUUAAUUUCGUGGUGAAGGUCAGCUAAAAGCAACGGUUAACUGCAACAAGGAACGUUAAACUCAAAAUUGUGUAUUUAUUUAGUGAAUUUCUGUGGUGUCCAACUACUUUUUUGCAAUAGGUGCAAGGGUAUCGACGGGAGCCUAAACUCGUUGGCCAUCUGAAUCGAAUGCUUCAACACACAUAUGAAGAGAAGUUGUUAUUUUUAUAUGAGUUAAUUGGUUAAGUUUAUUCUACUUUUACACACCUUUCACUGAAAUACAUUUUUUGCCUAUGGGUUAAAUUCGCAGGACCCUCCCACUUUGCUCUUUAUUGUACUGUAACUAGCUUUUUUAUUAGCGGUACGAAUUAUCAAAACAGCCAUCUCAUGAACUUCCCUAGCUGUGCGAAAAUCGACAUUUUAGCCUCAUUGCUGAACCUCAUUGAAUUUUUUUUCUUAACCUUAUAUGCUUAAUCUCAGUAUUUUCGUCGUUCGUUCGCAAAAUGCUCCUGACAAUUGAACUGAAAAUUUCAAUGAUUAGCAAAAACAACACUUGCAAAAUUACCAUUUGGUUCUAUUAAAGGACGGCCGUUGUGUAUAGGUACCUUCAAAUUCGUCCGACAAUAUCGCGACUGUCUUCGAAAAAGCUAUUAUUAUAAGUUUGCGAAUGCGCGCAAUGGCGGUAUUUGUGCACUUUCGUCCUCAGCUCUUUGUCUGUGACCGAGCCCUAAAGCUAAAUGCAUGGACCGGCGGCGAACGACGUUUUACUAUCGACUUUAUUCUCUAGUAUGUGACGUUAUUUAACAAUAGAUUCACUUGAAUGGAACAAUUUAGGCAUUUGCCUUCAUCCAAUUGUAUUCAAUACCGUGACUGAAAACCCUUUCGGCUGUUAGUUCUAUCGCCCGGCUCCACAACGCUUGGUGGUAGCGGAAAACGCCGUAGUAUGAAUCUGCUCAUACUGCAAAAAUGUCGUUAACUUUUCAACGAGUUAUACUGGCUUUUGGGGUGUGCACAAGCUUAGUGAGAGCUUUUACGUGCCCCACAGUUUGCUUUUCGUGUCAAAACAUGACAGAAAUCUGCCCGCUACCACGACUCUGGUCUGAUGAUUACCUCGAUGUGUGUAACUGCUGCCCAAUUUGUGUAACGCUCAUUGAUGAGGGUCAGUCGUGUGAUGAAUGCCAGCAAUCGUCUGUGAAUUCCUCUCAGUGGAUGCGACCUGAAAGGCAAUGCAAACCUAACCUUUAUUGCCUCUGUCGUUCCAUUCCGGACACGCGUUCAGACUGCGAAAAUGAAGAAACGACAGUGUCACCCGCUCGUGAGUCGUCAGAGCAGGUGACAGGAGUAUGUCGAAAGGUUUCGGAGGUCCCACCCGAGCACAUGGUGACACUCAGCUAUCCGAAGUGGACCCACACGUCAGCUCCGCUAGCCGUCGUGACAUCAGUAACGAGCGAUACUUGAAGUGGAGAGCUCUUCUUAAAGAUCGUUCCAGCAAACACCAACGGCAAUGGAGCUGUCAUCAUUUCCUGAUAGUAUUUUUCUAGAAAUGUACCUUUUGUUUUUCGGGCCUUGUCUUCAUUUUCAGUGUUGCACUUAUGAGAGCUGCAUGCUUUUUGAGUGAAUUCAAUUCGAGAGCUUUAUCUGAGGAAUUUGAAAAAGUUUUAUACUAAACAGGAAAAGUAAUGUUAGGUUUUGUUACAUGAAAGCUAGCAGGAUUUAAAACUGUUAUAUAUUGUUUUCAUUUAAGUCAUUAUGACACUGGGGACAAAAUAUGUGUCAAUUAAUCUUCAACGAAAUAUCAUAAACAAAUCAAUGCAUGGGAUAUAUGGCUAAAAAACAAAUUCAAUUCUUAGAGUAAACCCAAACAGUAAAUCAGAGUACGUAUUCAAAAUAUUCGUUUAAUAUCCAGUACCUAUUCUGAUGUUGAGUAUUUUACUCACAAAUCAUAGCUUAUAUUUGCUCUUUGUAACGCUAAUAAAAUUAAGUCUGCAAUUAGCACACAAUAUAAAGGAAAGAGUUUCUUUUUUGCUUAGGGUUUAACAGGAAUUAAAAAAGCCGACAACAAUCAUAUAAUCGUUUAUAUAUUUUUGAGGACGAUUGAUUUAAUAUUGAUUUGUGAAUAUUCUUUG